Molecule: messenger RNA, 6416 nt
Organism: Lytechinus variegatus (green sea urchin)
Lineage: Eukaryota; Metazoa; Echinodermata; Echinoidea; Temnopleuroida; Toxopneustidae
Product: sodium-driven chloride bicarbonate exchanger-like
Exons: 23
Coding region: 448-3873 (1141 amino acids)
Biological process (GO): regulation of intracellular pH; transmembrane transport; monoatomic anion transport
Cellular component (GO): plasma membrane
Molecular function (GO): monoatomic anion transmembrane transporter activity; solute:inorganic anion antiporter activity; sodium:bicarbonate symporter activity
Source: RefSeq, a predicted model, not a curated record
CACAUUGAGUUGUAGUAGGCGAGCAGGCUCGGCGAGCUGUACGUCUGUCUCUAGGUGGAUGGGCAAAGGCAGAGUCCAACUGUCGUUGGCAGAUUGGUGAAAGAUUCAAAACUGAGGUGUUGCGAGCGGAGAGCCCACUUCGACAGCCUGACCGUGGACGAUUAACACCAAGUGGGAAGCCCUCUCCUACUCCUCGUCUCUCUUCCCCCUCCCCCUUUGCUUCGGAAGAAACAUUGAGGCAGGCACUGGCGGAGUAGGUUUAACUGGCUGAUUUUUUUUUCGAAGUCUUUGAGUCCCCCUAUUUUUCCUCCCGGUGAGCAUCUUCGUUGGCUCAUCUCACAACCAACUCAGGAUUCUUACGUUUGUCAUCAUCACCUAGUGUCACAGGACAGAGGGUUGUUACAAGAAUCUCCGGUAUCAACUCGAAUUCGAAGAGCUCGGGGAAUCAUGAACGGGCCCGUCGGAGAGGACCCCGAGGUGGUGGUCGACACGGGAGCUGGAAGAGCCAGUCGACACAUCGACAACAAAGAUAUUUCAAACCACCGAUCAGAAGAAAUGUUUGGGGGUGCUGACAAGGACCGUAAGAAGGGCCACCAGAACGGGCAUGCUAGCCCGGUCAGCAAUGGACCCAGCUCUCCUAUGAGCCCAGCUGCACAAAUACUCAACUUCGAGAACGAGGUUGGAGAGACACCACAACAGCGUGUGCAGUUCUUGUUGGGUGGCGAAGGAGAAAAUCAGAAAGAGACACCACCAGUCUACUCGGAAAUGGAGGAAUUGUUUUAUGACAAAGAGGGUCGAUUACUGGAAUGGAAAGAAACGGCGAGAUGGGUGAAAUACGAAGAGAAUGUCGACCACGGCGCCGGUAGAUGGAGCAAACCUCACGUUGCCACCCUGUCCCUUCACAGUCUCUUCGAACUCCGGAAGUUCAUCAGAAAUGGUGGAGUCCAACUCAACAUGGAGGCUGAGGAUCUCGAGCAAAUCAUUGAUCUUGCACUGGACCAUCUGGUAGCCACAAACGUGCUGGAGGAGGACCAGCGAAUCAUCGCCCGUGAGGCCCUCCUUACCCGCCAUCGUCAUCACAAACAGAAGAAGAAGAAGGAGCCUGAAAACAAAGCCUACAAUAAAGGAAGAAGGAAAAGCAGCAUGUUCCCCGGUAUGGACCGCAGCAUGUCCGAUAUUGGCCGCAGUCAGUCCACAGGAAACAACACAGUCAGCAUGGAACAAGAGGCACAAAUGAAGGAAGGAGAGAUGAGGAAAAACUCGAGCGCAAAUGCUUUGACGAAAAUGCCCGAAGGUGCCCGAACAGAGAGCAGAGGGUCUGUCGGAAGGGUCGGCACAUCGGAGAGUCUAGACCAGAAGGAGAAAGAAGUUAAAAAUGAGAAGGCCAAAUUCCUUCGAAAGAUCCCGGCCGGUGCCGAGGCCUCCAAUGUACUCGUGGGCGAGGUCGACUUCGUUGAGAAGCCCAUGGUCGCCUUCAUCCGCCUUGCCGAGGGUAAAAUCCUCUCCGAGAUCACCGAGGUGCCCAUCCCGACCCGCUUCGUCUUCCUCCUGUUAGGACCCCCUACAGAGGAUAAGAAGAAAUACCGUGAAAUCGGCCGUUGCAUGGCAACCCUUAUGACAGACGAUGUCUUCCACGAAGUAGCUUACAAAGCAAGAGAUAGGGAAGAUCUAUUAGCCGGUCUUGAUGAGUUCUUAGAACAGGUCACUGUACUACCCCCAGGUACGUGGGAUCCUAAUAUCCGUAUCGAACCCCCCAAGCAGACGCUAUCAUCUGAAAUGAGAAGACAAUCUCAGCACUUCAUCCAUCCCAGUGACGCAAUCAAGGAAGAAGAUGAUGACAAAUUUGAUCUUGCCAGAACAGGAAGAUUAUUCGGUGGUUUAAUCCAAGACAUCAAGAAGAAAGCACCGUUCUAUUGGAGCGAAUACUACCACGCCCUCAACAUCCAAUGCUUGGCAUCCUUUGUUUUCAUGUACAUCGCCUGUAUCACCCCCAUCAUCACAUUCGGUGGUUUGCUUGGUGAUGCCACGGAUGACUACAUUGCUGCUUUUGAGAGUUUGAUUGGAGCUGCCAUCUGUGGAGUUGCGUACCAUCUUUUCUCUGGUCAACCUCUUACGAUUAUCGGUAGUACGGGGCCUAUCCUCAUCUUUGAGACCAUCAUGUUCCAACUUUGUGGGUCGUUUGGAAUUGAUUAUAUCUCAUUCCGUGUUUGGAUCGGAUUUUGGACUUGUGUGAUCUGCAUCAUCUUGGUGGCUACGGAUGCCAGUGCCUUGGUUCGAUACUUCACCAGGUUCACGGAAGAGGCUUUCUCGUCUCUCAUCUCGUUCAUCUUCAUCGUAGAAGCCUUUGAGAACCUGUUCGAGAUCAGUCACGAGUACCCGAUCAAGACUAAUGUGAAGAUCGGUGAGUACUUCGACGAGCACGCCAUGAACGUGACGGAAUGCAUGUGCGAGUACCAGAACGAGACCAUCGACCCGACUCACUACAACUGGACAGAGGUGACCGAAGAAGACUGUAAAGCCGUCAACGGAACCCUGACCGGAGACUGUGAAACCCACCACGAGCCCGUCCCCGAUGUCUUCCUGUUCUCCUGCGCGCUUUUCUUUGGCACCUUUGUCCUCGCCUAUGCUCUCAAGAACUUCCGCAAUAGCAACUUCUUCCCAACCAAGGUCCGUUACAUCAUCAGUGAUUUCGGUGUGUUCAUGGCUUUCUUGGCCAUGACUGGAAUUGAUAUCUGGGUGGGCAUCCCGACUCCUAAGCUCACCGUACCAGACACAUUCAGGCCUACUCGCCCAGACCGUGGAUGGGUGAUCCCACUCUUCAACAACCCCUGGUGGACUUACUUCGCCGCCAUCGUCCCGGCCCUUCUCUGCUCCAUCCUCAUCUUCAUGGACCAACAGAUCACGGCCGUCAUUGUCAACCGUCGCGAAAAUAAACUCAAGAAAGGAUUCGGCUACCAUCUGGAUCUCCUCGUCAUCGCCAUUCUCCUUUUCGUUAUGUCUGUGCUCGGUAUGCCGUGGUUCGUCGCCGCUACCGUUCUCUCUAUCAACCACGUCGACAGCUUGCGUGUCAUGUCGGAGACCACCAUCCCCGGAGAGCCUCCCAAGGUCGAAGGCUGCAGGGAGCAACGUGUUACCGGUAUCCUGGUGUUUGCUUUGAUAGGUGUAUCCAGUCUGCUAACUUCAGUUCUUAAGUUCAUCCCCAUGCCUGUUCUCUUUGGUGUUUUCUUGUACAUGGGUAUCUCAUCACUGCGUGGAGUUCAGUUCGUGGACCGUAUCAUGUUGUACCUGAUCCCGGCCAAACAUCAACCCGACUAUGUCUACCUUCGCCACGUGAAGCUAUGGAGGGUUCACCUCUUUACCCUGGUCCAGCUGACGUGUCUUGUUCUGCUCUGGCUCAUCAAGACAUCAAAGGCAUCAAUCGUCUUCCCUCUCAUGGUGUUGGCUGUUGUCUUCGUCCGUAAACUCAUGGAAUUCGUGUUCACUCAGUACGAGUUGAACGUAUUGGAUGACGUCAUACCUGAAAGUCAAAAGCGCGCCAAGGACGACGAGGAAAAGAUUUUGGAGGAGGAACGCGAGCAGGUGACCCGUGCUCGCACAGGUACACUCACCAUCGCACUGGAGAGUGGUCAGACCUUGACUGUGCCCGCUGAGAAGGUGACGUACACCCCACGUGACUCGGAAAUGAACUCUGAAAUCGAGAACGCCAAGGCGCUCAGCAAGCUCAGCGGAUCGCCCCUCCCCACUGUCCGCAACCGCCGUGCUGCGUCUAAAACAAUCAAGGACGUCGAAGCAAACGCAGAAGAAGGAAUCGAACUCCCAAGCGGUACCUCAAGUUUCGGCGUUCAGGCCGAUAUGGACGAUACGCGUUUUUAAAAGAAAGAACGCGAAAAGGCCGUCAAUUUUAUGACGUAACAAUCAACUAAAUUUCGGGAGAUUUCAAAAUGGUCUUCGAAACCGACCUAGCGUUCCUACUGGUUCAAUUCAAUUUUACAAUACGAUGGUAGAAUCUAGUCCAAUAUGUUGGAUAUAUUUGGUUGAUUGAGACCUUAUGUUGCCCUCACAUGGUGACGUAAUCAGAGGGUAGCAUGCAGUUUACAGGUGAUGUAAACAAGUUUAAAUUUGCCACACUACUUCUUGUAACGCGUAUAUCUCGUCAAAACACUUGUGCGCAUGUGCGUCAUAGAAAUUGCACCGAAAUCUUCAGUUGGCCUAUAUAAUGAUGGAAAUUCAAGAGGAGCUAUAAAAAUAAAGAGAAGGCUUAUUGUUCGAUUCUACCUUAGCAAUCACUUGAUGAGAAUUCUCCAACAUAGAUUACAAAUGUAAAUAUUACAAAAACAUGUGAUUAUCUUCAUACAGAAUUUCUUGAUUUUUAUAUUAUGGAGGGGGUGAUAUAUAUAACCGUCUUCCAGAUUUAUAGAUUAAAUUCUUGAAAUGUAGGAUCACGUGUUUUGUGAUUUAAAAAUCUUGUAGAUUUCACAAAUUUCUAACAGUCUUCCGCGGUAAAAAGUAUUCAUUUUGUAUUCAUUUGCACGCGUGUGUGUGAAAAUACAUUCAUCUCCUUUUAAAAAUAGAAAUACUGAAGAACCGAACAGAAUUAGGAGAGGGUGUGUCUACUUCCAUAAUAAAAUGCUAAGUAUUUGACAUGAAAUUGGAUUAUGGUGUGUGCUUUGCCUUUGCGGAUAAUUCCGUAAAAAAUGUAAUUUCACAUAUUCAAAAAUCACAAAUCUAAUGGUAUUCAUGAUUUAUGCUUAGCCAGCUAUCAACUCAGAAAGAAAUGUUAAUGAAUUCCUAUGCAUCUGUGCGUUUUUAAGUCUUUCUUCUGAUCAGUCUUUCAAAGCAAUCUUGAAUAAAUUUUCAAAGCAAUUUCGAAAUGAAUUUUAGUAAUGAACGCAAUGAUACAUUUGUAUAUUUUAUUCAAUAAUCGUUUAUCGUAAAUGUGUAACUGAAAAAAAUACCACGUCUUUCUGAUUUUAUUGAUAUUUUUAAUCCUAUGGAUAACUGAUUUCUCGAUAUUUUGAUACUUAUAAGAUUAAUCAUCCAGAGUGAUAUUUGGAUGGUUAGAACCAAUGGUGAAUAUAUAUUUGCAAUAUUUUGAAUAAUCUGUGCUGCAAUCUACCUAAAUUGAAUCAUAAAUUUGAUUCAAUGAAUCGUGCACUUCAAAGCAGUUGUAAUUCAUUAGGUUGAUAAAUGCCGAAUAUUAAAUUUGUACAAAGUGAUAUCGUAGUUUUCUUAUUCACGAUUGAAGGUUUUUAACUUAUUGCUUUUGAAAUUCUUAAAACUAUCUGAUUUGAAUUAUAGAAAUCAGUAGCCUUUGGUAUAUUUCUGUCUCAAAUUUAUACCGAAAAUCGUAAUUUGUAAAGUGAAUUUGAAUAUUACACUGUAUAUUUUCAAAAAAAAUAUAUACAAUUUCUGCCUUUAACCUUUGUGUUAUAUUUACUUGUACGGUGUUACUUUCAUCUAUGAAUGUGAUAAAUUCAAGCAUUUGGUAGACAUAAUAUUAUUAAACACGAUCUAAAUGAUCAAUUAGACUACUUGGUCCCCCAGGAGUAUCAUUUUAAAGUCAUUCGAACUAACGAAAGCUUUUGCUCCUUUUAUUCACGUAUAUUGUAGUAUAUACACUUUGAGAUGAUACACAAAAUUAUAUAAAUUUCGGUGGUAUUCGUGGAAUUUUAGAAAUAUGGUAGACCGCUGAUUAGAUGAAAUCAUAUUUUGUCUUCUUGCGUCAACUUAAAGGUUAUAUAUAUACAUGUUUAUGCAAUCGUAAUCUAUGUUUUUCUAUUACUAUUUGAAUGCUCAAAGAUAUCUUAUUUUAUGUGAUGACUAUGUUUCAUCGCUCAGUGUAUCCUGACUGUAACUAAAUUGAUGUUGGCAUUGAAAGAGGUUAAUGGACAUGAAGAGACUUUAAAAAAUAGUGAAUGAAGAAUUGUACAGAGAUUUUCAUUCAUACGUUUGCGAACAAAAUGUUUGUAUCAUAUAAGAGAGCAAUUUAUGGCGUAUUGAAAAAAGUGAAGGGGCAUGGAUGGGGAAGGAGUGGGGAGCAGGAGCUCGGGGGGGGGGGGGUCAUUUGAUUCGAAUAUCGAGAGUCCAAAUGGGAUUUAGUUUCUUUAUUCGUUUACAAUUUGAGAACACAUCCUCGCAUCUUCAUAUGCUAUAUUGUGACAGUUUAUGCAUGUUGAAUUGUUGUAACAUAAUUUCAAAACUAUACAAAAGUUACAUUUCUAUCUUGCAAGUGGAUUAUUUUGGCUAUGGAGUUUCGGAAUAAUAAGAAAUACAAUGAGUAAUGGUUAUGUUGGCGCUUAUUAUAUCGUAAGCGGGCUUACAGUAAAAAAAAUAAGAGAACAAAAACAUAGUCUUCUUGUAUUCAUGUAUUAGUGAGUCUUUAUUUUUCCAGCAAUUAAAUAAGCAUUGACAAACGA